AGGGGCUAUUCACAGUGUCUACAUGAAGAUGAUUCAUCCCUCGCUAAAGAUCAUGAGCAUCUCUCCAUAUGCUCUAUUAUCUAGAGUAAUCUUAGGAAUUCAAGAGGCUGGAAGGUAGCUCACGUGGAGGGGGCAAGCAGUGCAUAAAGACCUGAAUUGGGAGCUAAAUUCUAGAUGUGCUUGAUGGAUCUACACAUGUGGCACUGUGGGAUUGAAUUGUUCUGAAGGAUGAUUGAUGCUGGUUUCUUGUGAGGAUGGAAUUCCAACCCCCACAGUUUCUGUGAUGCGAGUUGCAGCACUGUGGAUUGAUAAGUAGCAUGCAGAUUUAAUUGCACAACCUGCGGAGAAAGCAGUAGGAGUGCUACUUCUUUUCAGCUGCCUAAGUGGACAGAAGUACAGUGUCAUCUAUCUGCAAGGGAAGAUUCUUCAACAGAAUUUUACAGCUAACAAUAGAGACAACAUAGCAUCAUCCACCUUCCUGAUUUACUGUGUAUCACCUUCCAAGACAGAUGGUGUGUCAGAAGCUGGAGGAUGCCUGCAGAGCACAUAAUAAUGAAGUCGUGAAUUGAUACUGCGGCUUCAGCCUAAUUGUCAGGAUCACAGCCGACAGAACUGUGCUGCCCUUUUUCUGCUCUCUUAAUCAGGCCAAAAGCAGCAGGGUGGUCAUGGCUGGCCUCUUUAACAACCUGCUAGUACUGUUUUUUGUUUUUCAAAACAUCUGUGUGGGUUUCAGAAGCCCACUUUCUGUCUUCAAGAGGUACAAAGACACUACCAGAUCUUUUUCCAGUGAAUGCCUUGGAAGUGACCAGCCAGUGAUUUCACUUGGUCUGUCAGAUUUUGCAUUGGACAUUCGCAUGCCUAGUGUGACACCUAAGCAGUCUGAUACCUACCUCUGCAUGUCAGCUCCCCUGCCAGUGGAUGAUGAAGCUUACGUAGUUGACUUUAAGCCUCAUGCCAGCAUGGACACUGUCCAUCACAUGUUGCUCUUUGGAUGUAAUGAACCUUCUUCUACUGAAAAUUACUGGGACUGUGAUGAAGGAACAUGCAAAGACAAAUCUAAUAUUUUGUAUGCUUGGGCAAGAAAUGCGCCACCCACCAGGCUACCCGAAGGUGUUGGAUUCAGAGUUGGAGGAGAAACAGGUGGCAGAUUUUUUGUGCUCCAGGUGCACUAUGGAGAUAUUAGUGCAUUUAGAGACAAACACAAGGACUGCUCUGGUGUAACUUUACAUCUGACGCAUCAGAAGCAGCCUUUGAUUGCUGGAAUGUAUCUUAUGAUGUCUGUGAACACUGUAAUACCGCCAGGCGAGAAAGUGGUUGAUGCAGACAUUGCUUGCCAUUACAAAAGGUUUCCAAUGCACCUUUUUGCCUACAGAGUUCAUACACACAGAUUAGGUAAAGUAGUGAGUGGAUACAGAGUGAGAAAUGGUCAAUGGACAUUGAUUGGUAGACAGAGUCCACAACUACCACAGGCAUUCUAUCCAGUAGAACGUCCUGUGGAAGUUAGCUAUGAUGAUACCCUAGCAGCUAGAUGUGUUUUCAGUGGUGAAGGCAGAACUACAGAGACACACAUAGGGGGAACAGCCAAUGACGAAAUGUGUAAUUUUUACAUUAUGUACUAUAUGGAAGCGAAGCAUGCAGUCUCAUAUAUGACCUGCACACAGAAUGCAAACCCUGAGUUGUUCAGAAAUAUACCACAGGAGGCAAAUGUCCCUAUUCAAAUCAUGUCUGAUAUGCUAAAGAUGACACAUGGACACCAUGAAGAAACCAAGGACAGUGAUAAAAGUUCCUUGCUGAAGCAAGUGGAAAAAGAAGAGGAAGAGAUUUUGGAGCAGAGCGAUUUCUAUUCACUCCUUUCCAAGCUGCUAGGAGAAAGGGAAGAUGUUGUGCAUGUGUAUAAGCAUAACCCUACAGAAAAGGCAGAAUCAGAUCUUGUAGCUGAGAUUGCUAAUGUAGUCCAAAAGAAGGACCUUGCCAGAGAGAUCACAAAUCAUGACGAGAGGGACAGUACUAAUCUUGUCAGAGACAGAAUUCAGUCUGAACAUGGCGAGGAAAGCUGGGAAAAAGAACAUACAGGAGAUUUUCACAUAGAAGAAGCUGUGGAGUGGCCUGGGUUAGACCUCAAACUUGGCCAAGUUUCUGGAUUGGCUCUGGAUGCUGAAAAUAACCUAGUUAUCUUCCACAGAGGUGACCAUGUUUGGGAUGAAAAUUCUUUUGACAACACGUUUGUUUAUCAACAAAGAGGACUUGGACCAAUUGAACAGAGCACAAUUCUUGUCCUGCAUACAAGUAAUGCAAAACUGCUUCAGUCAUUGGGCAAAAGCCUAUUUUAUUUACCACAUGGUUUGAGCAUAGAUAAAAAUGGUAACUACUGGGUCACCGAUGUAGCUCUCCAUCAGGUACGUUUACAUUAGCUUUAAUGGUAUCAUCAUAAUAUUUUGACAAAAAAUGUUUUUGUUUUCCUAGAGAUU
Neopsephotus bourkii (Bourke's parrot) is the source of this 2468-nucleotide messenger RNA. RefSeq names its product peptidyl-glycine alpha-amidating monooxygenase-like. The coding region runs from base 666 to 2411 and encodes 581 amino acids. Gene Ontology annotation, molecular function: peptidylglycine monooxygenase activity; copper ion binding. Lineage: Eukaryota; Metazoa; Chordata; Aves; Psittaciformes; Psittacidae. The transcript has 19 exons. The record is from RefSeq and is a predicted model, not a curated record. Gene Ontology annotation, biological process: peptide metabolic process. Gene Ontology annotation, cellular component: extracellular region; membrane.